Messenger RNA from Epithele typhae, 198 nucleotides. RefSeq lists its product as uncharacterized. The record is from RefSeq and is a predicted model, not a curated record. The coding region runs from base 1 to 198 and encodes 65 amino acids. Lineage: Eukaryota; Fungi; Basidiomycota; Agaricomycetes; Polyporales; Epitheliaceae. Gene Ontology annotation, cellular component: endoplasmic reticulum. The transcript has 3 exons.
AUGCCCACCGAAUUCGAGCUUCGCAAGCGGAACUCCCAGUUCGCGGAGAAGUCGCGCGCUGGCAAGAACCCGGUGAAGCCCUCCCGCCAGGAGCGGCUUUUAAAACGUAGCCCCAUCAGCCUCUGGGCCCUCGGGAUCAUUAUGUUUGUCGUAGUGGGCGGAGUGCUGUUCGAGUUGCUUCGCCUCUUCUUCCUAUGA